This is a messenger RNA of Cadophora gregata, 1684 nucleotides long. RefSeq lists its product as uncharacterized. The record is from RefSeq and is a predicted model, not a curated record. The coding region runs from base 50 to 1324 and encodes 424 amino acids. Lineage: Eukaryota; Fungi; Ascomycota; Leotiomycetes; Helotiales; Ploettnerulaceae. The transcript is spliced from 3 exons. Gene Ontology annotation, cellular component: nuclear envelope; nuclear membrane. Gene Ontology annotation, biological process: lipid homeostasis; nuclear envelope organization.
CUUGCAUCCACAUCAGCUUCUACGAUCGCAAAUACAAACCACACAAAUUAUGUUCGGUAAUCCCCAGUCAAAGCGAUCACACGAAAGUCCUAUGGACUGGGAAUGGCAAACUUCUGGACCGACUGAUCCCAAAUCACCAUUUCCACGAGGACCCAAUCGUGGAUUCGAAUCUCCAAAACCAACAAACUCCUUCAUGGGAGCAUCAUCUACACCUGCGCCGCCAUUUCGCAACCCUUCAUUUACUACCCCACGCAAACCUUUCGAUCAAGACCUCUUCUCAGAAGUUUCCGGCGCAGAGUCAUCGCCUGCAGACAACGCAGAUGCAGAAGACACUCCCGACUUCCCAAAGCAGAGCCAAACCAUGACUUUCUCCAGCGGCACUGUGAGACAACCUAUAUUUGGCAGAUACGGGGCAGGCUUUCUGGGAAACAGUCCUGGCAGAGCAGAUCAGCGAAGAGGCAAAUAUGCAAAUGCGAUCGUACAGAAGGUACGGAAGAGAAAGCGGAUGGAACGAGACUAUGCUUUAAUUAGAGGACACCGAGAUGGAUCGGAUUCGGAAUCUGAAGACAGCGAGACUCGUCCAAGAAGUCGAAGCAGUAAGCAUUCGAAGCCAGAGCCUGCUCAACCGGGCUGGUUUGCCUCUAUCUUCAACUAUAUCGAAUCGCAUCCCAAUCUUCCGAAUGUUCUUUCAUACUAUGCACAACUCGGCGUUAACGGUUUCAUCGCUGCCUUGACCAUCUUCGGAAUCUACUCUUUCUGGAUGACAGUACGAGCAGACGUUGACAAGGCUUCUGAGAAGGAACGAGCCCUUGUGCUUGCUGAGAUAGCCAAAUGUGCCCAGGAGUUCGUUGUCAACAAGUGCGGCGCCGAUAUGCGACUACCAGCUCUUCAAGUCCCAUGCGACAACUGGGAGCACUGUAUGAAUAGGGACCCGAACAGUAUCGGUAGAGCUCAAGUCAGUGCCCACACAUUCGCCCAGAUCUUCAAUAGCUUCAUCGAGCCUAUAAGCUAUAAAGCCAUGAUCUUCGUCGUCAUGAUCGUCACAGUCUGUAUCCUCAUCAACAACCUCGCCUUCAGCACCUUCCGCUCCAAGACGAACCACCACAAUAUGCCCACUGCACCACCUUUCUACCCCCAACAACAGCCACCCACGCCCUUCCAAUGGGGAAACCCUCCUCAGACGCCCCAGCACAAUGCCAUGGGUUACGAUAUUUACGGUGGCCAGACGUACCAGCAAAUCAUGCCGAGUCAGACGCCCGGUCAGAGAAGUCCGAGUAAAGGGAAUAGGAGCCCGAGUAAGGGAGAUCGGUAUUUAAUGGAAUGAGGGAGCGAUUCAGCAGUGACUUUUGAGCCACUGAGGAAGUGGUUGAUGGCGUUGAUAUUCUUGCUUGUUUCGUUUUGGUGUUUUGAUUUGGUACUGCAUGCUUUGGCGUUCUUGGUUGGAGGUUCUACUGGGAGAGAGGAUCGGAGGAGCAUUGAUUGGGGUCAACUGUACCAAUACAUAGGGUACACACAUAGGUACCCCCAGGACUUCCAAUGUUCGGAUAUGUCCAGUAUACGAGGAAUUGAAUACAGCAAAGAUACAGCACUUUUUCGUCCGCUCUUCUAGCGAAUCAAUGUCUUCUGUCUCCUUACAAUCCUCCUUCCUACUCAUUGCUCGAAAUUCCAGCACGUUACAUUUCAC